UGUGUGCUGUGGAGGAGUGACACGUGCUGACGAUAAAAAUAAAUAAAAAAAUUACAAAAAAAAUAAUAAUAAUAACGGGCACAUCCAGGAGUUUUAUUUUUUUAUCUUUGUUUUUUUGUUUUGUUUUUUUUUAACUGUAUAUAAAUUUAAGGUGGAGUUUUGUUUCUCAAUUUUUACUUGAACUGGGAAGAAUUAACCCCGCAUUUUGGCAACCAUGGGAAGAGGAGAAGGACGAGAGCAGUAUGAGUUGGCUGCGACCUCGGAGCAGGGCGGCAAGAAGAAGGCGAAGGGCAAGAAGAAAGAAAAGGAUAUGGAUUAACUGAAGAAGGAAGUGGACAUGGAUGAUCACAAGCUGACCCUGGAUGAACUCAACCGUAAAUAUGGAACGGACCUCACCAAUGGGUUGACUAGUGAGAAGGCUGCUGAGAUUCUGGCCCGUGAUGGACCCAACGCCCUCACUCCUCCUCCAACCACUCCAGAGUGGGUCAAAUUCUGCAAACAGAUGUUUGGUGGUUUCUCCAUGCUUCUGUGGACUGGUGCCAUCCUCUGUUUCCUGGCCUAUGGUAUUCAGGCUGCAAUGGAGGAGGAACCUGCCAAUGAUAAUUUGUACCUGGGUGUUGUGCUUUCUGCUGUUGUCAUCAUCACUGGUUGCUUCUCCUACUACCAAGAAGCCAAGAGCUCCAAGAUCAUGGACUCCUUCAAGAACCUGGUCCCACAGCAAGCACUGGUUGUUCGUGACGGUGAGAAGAAAAGCAUCAACGCUGAGGACGUGGUGGUCGGUGAUUUAGUGGAGGUGAAAGGUGGUGACAGGAUCCCUGCUGAUCUGCGAAUCAUCUCUGCCCACGGCUGCAAGGUGGACAAUUCCUCUCUCACCGGUGAAUCUGAGCCCCAGACUCGUACUCCUGAUUUCUCCAACGAGAACCCACUGGAGACGAGGAACAUCGCUUUUUUCUCCACCAACUGUGUUGAAGGAACUGCUCGUGGUAUCGUGAUCAGCACCGGAGAUCGGACCGUCAUGGGUCGUAUCGCUACCCUAGCUUCUGGACUUGAGGUCGGACGCACUCCGAUCUCUAUCGAGAUUGAACACUUCAUCCACAUCAUCACUGGCGUGGCCGUCUUCCUCGGCGUGUCCUUUUUCAUCCUCUCCCUCAUCCUUGGAUACACCUGGCUUGAGGCUGUCAUCUUCCUUAUUGGUAUCAUUGUCGCCAAUGUGCCAGAAGGUCUCCUUGCUACUGUCACUGUGUGUCUGACCCUGACUGCUAAGCGUAUGGCCAAGAAGAACUGCCUGGUGAAGAACUUGGAAGCGGUCGAGACUCUGGGCUCCACCUCCACCAUCUGCUCAGACAAGACCGGCACCCUGACCCAGAACAGAAUGACCGUGGCCCACAUGUGGUUUGAUAACCAGAUCCACGAGGCUGACACCACUGAGAACCAGAGCGGUACCUCUUUUGACAGGAGCUCCGCUACCUGGGCUGCUCUGGCUAGGAUCGCCGGAUUGUGCAACCGUGCCGUCUUCCUGGCCGAGCAGAGCAAUAUUCCCAUUCUGAAGAGAGAUGUGGCCGGUGAUGCUUCUGAGUCGGCUCUGCUGAAGUGUAUUGAGCUUUGCUGCGGUUCAGUCCAGGAAAUCAGAGAGAAAACGCCCAAAAUUGCUGAGAUCCCUUUCAACUCAACUAACAAGUACCAGCUUUCCAUUCACAAGAAUUCCGGUUCUGAAGGAGAGUCCAAGCACCUGCUGGUGAUGAAAGGAGCUCCAGAGAGAAUUCUGGACCGCUGCUCCACCAUCAUGAUGCAGGGCAAAGAGCAGCCUCUGGAUGACGAGAUGAAAGACGCUUUCCAGAAUGCCUACCUCGAGCUGGGAGGUCUGGGAGAGAGAGUACUGGGUUUCUGCCACUAUCACCUGCCUGAUGAGCAGUUCCCAGAGGACUUUGCUUUUGACACUGAUGAGGUGAACUUCCCCACUGAGAACCUGUGCUUCAUUGGCCUCAUGUCCAUGAUUGACCCUCCUCGUGCUGCUGUGCCCGACGCUGUGGGUAAAUGCAGAAGCGCUGGAAUCAAGGUUAUUAUGGUAACAGGUGAUCACCCAAUCACAGCUAAGGCCAUUGCUAAGGGUGUGGGUAUCAUCUCUGAAGGCAAUGAGACUGUUGAGGACAUCGCUGCACGCUUGAACAUCCCAAUCAAUGAAGUCAAUCCAAGAGAUGCCAAGGCCUGCGUCGUUCAUGGCGGCGAUCUGAAGGAUCUGACACCAGAGCAGCUGGACGACAUCUUGAAGCACCACACGGAGAUCGUUUUUGCCAGAACCUCACCGCAACAGAAGCUGAUCAUUGUGGAGGGCUGCCAGAGACAGGGCGCCAUUGUGGCCGUGACAGGUGACGGCGUGAACGACUCUCCGGCUCUGAAGAAAGCAGACAUUGGUGUCGCAAUGGGGAUCGCCGGGUCCGACGUCUCCAAGCAGGCCGCCGACAUGAUCCUGCUGGACGAUAACUUUGCCUCAAUCGUCACUGGAGUGGAAGAAGGCCGUCUGAUCUUUGACAACUUGAAGAAGUCCAUCGCCUACACUCUGACCAGUAACAUCCCUGAGAUCACCCCCUUCCUCCUCUUCAUCAUCGCCAGCAUCCCUCUGCCCCUGGGAACCGUCACCAUCCUCUGUAUUGAUCUGGGAACUGAUAUGGUCCCCGCCAUCUCCCUGGCUUACGAAGCAGCUGAGAGCGACAUCAUGAAGAGACAGCCCAGAAACCCCAAAACGGACAAGCUGGUGAAUGAGAGGCUCAUCAGCAUAGCCUACGGACAAAUUGGUAUGAUUCAGGCACUGGCAGGCUUCUUCACCUACUUUGUGAUCUUGGCUGAAAACGGCUUCCUGCCGGCCACCCUGGUAGGGAUAAGAGUCUCCUGGGAUAAUAAAUACAUCAACGACCUGGAAGACAGCUACGGACAACAGUGGACUUACGAGCAGAGGAAGAUCGUGGAGUUCACCUGUCACACAGCCUUCUUCGUCAGCAUCGUCAUCGUACAGUGGGCUGAUCUGAUAAUCUGCAAGACCAGGAGGAACUCCGUCUUCCAACAGGGCAUGAAGAACAAGAUCCUGAUCUUUGGGCUGUUUGAGGAGACCGCUCUGGCUGCCUUCCUGUCCUACUGCCCAGGCAUGGAUGUCGCCCUCAGAAUGUAUCCUCUUAAGCCCAACUGGUGGUUCUGCGCCUUCCCCUACUCCCUGCUUAUCUUUAUCUAUGAUGAAAUCCGUAAGCUGAUCCUCAGACGCAGCCCAGGAGGCUGGGUGGAACGGGAGACCUACUACUAAAGACCUGUCAGCCUGUCAGUCCAGUCAGCUCGUAUCUUCUCCUCCACUCCCGUCUUUGCAUGAAUAUUGUCUUGCUGCUCGGAAUAAAAUUUUAACCUCUGUGAAGAAAAAAAAAAAAUUGGAACAUGUUUUUAUAUUAGGGAAUGCUUGAUACUACUCUUAGACAAAUACUGAGUUGGAACGUGAUGAUGAUGCUUGAUGAUGUUGAUAAAUGAUAAUGCUAAUAAUGACAUGAACACUGAACAUUGACAUGACUAUGCGUGCCUUGUUUCUGAAACAGGACCAAUUUUAUACAUGUUUUUAACAGUUAUAAACGUUAAAUAAAAAUGCGCUCGAGUCAGGUCCCACAAA
This is a messenger RNA of Archocentrus centrarchus (flier cichlid), 3643 nucleotides long. Its product is annotated as sodium/potassium-transporting ATPase subunit alpha-1. Gene Ontology annotation, cellular component: plasma membrane. Gene Ontology annotation, molecular function: P-type sodium:potassium-exchanging transporter activity; ATP hydrolysis activity; ATP binding. Gene Ontology annotation, biological process: sodium ion export across plasma membrane; intracellular sodium ion homeostasis; proton transmembrane transport. Bases 338 to 3292 code for a protein of 984 amino acids. The transcript is spliced from 23 exons. The record is from RefSeq and is a predicted model, not a curated record. Lineage: Eukaryota; Metazoa; Chordata; Actinopteri; Cichliformes; Cichlidae.